Molecule: messenger RNA, 501 nt
Organism: Stegostoma tigrinum
Lineage: Eukaryota; Metazoa; Chordata; Chondrichthyes; Orectolobiformes; Stegostomatidae
Product: cleavage and polyadenylation specificity factor subunit 4-like
Exons: 5
Coding region: 1-501 (166 amino acids)
Molecular function (GO): metal ion binding; RNA binding
Source: RefSeq, a predicted model, not a curated record
AUGCAAGAGUUGAUAGCUGGUUUACAGAUGAUGAGAUUUGAUUUUGAAAUUGUUUUGGAGCAACAGAGAGGAAUUAUGGAUUUGCCAUUUUCUGGCAUGGAUAAAUCUAGUUCAGCAGUUUGUGAGCUUUUCAUUAAAGGCAAAUGCUUAAAAGAACAAAUGUGCCCAUUUCGACACUUGUGUGGUGACAAGAAUAUUGUAUGCAAACACUGGCUCCGAGGCCUAUGUAAAAAAGGAGAUCAGUGUGAGUUUUUGCACCAGUAUGAUGAGACCAAGAUGUCACAGUGCUACUUCUAUUCAAAAUAUGGUGAAUGCAAAAAGCAAGAGUGCCCUUUCCUACACACCAAUUCGCAGAUAGAAAUUCCUGACUGCCCCUGGUAUGACCGAGGAUUCUGUAAACGGGGCCCACUCUGCAAAAAGAAACACACCAGGAAGAUAAUCUGUGUGAAUUAUCUGGCUGGUUUCUGCCCUGAAGGAACAGCAUGUAAAUUUUCACAGUAA